AUGAAUACUGAGCCUAGCAGGAAAGGUUCUGCACGAGGAGGAGGGGGUUUUCAAAGAUGGAGAAGAGGAAGAUGGCAAGGGAGAGGAAAAGGAAGUGGACAGAGAGAAAACUGGAAAAAUGCUGGCGAGAAAUUAGCAUCGGCACAACCUCAUCUUAUUCAAACUACUCUGGACCAAGAUGCUCCAUAUAAAGGUUGGAAACUUUAUUUCUCUGAAGUAUAUGAUGACAACUCACCUUUUGUUCAGAAGACUGAAGCUUUUGAAACUUUUUUCAAAUCUCGAAUAGAGUUUUAUGAUAAGGAUGAAAUAGAAAGAAAAGGAAGUAUUCUUGUGGAUUAUAAGGAACUGAUAUGUGAUAAAGAAUUAGUGGAAUCGUUACCCAAUGUUGCUGUUGAAUUAAGAGAUACGCCUCAAAAAAUAUUAGAUUGCAUGGGUCUGGCCAUACACCAGAUAUUGAUCAAAGACCUUGAAAAGCAUGCUGCAAAACUGCAAGAGCAAGAAGGGCUACCCAUUGAUGAAGAGCCUAUUAUAAAUGUGCCACAUAUUCAUGCAAGAGUGUACAACUAUGAUCCAAUUAUUCAAAUUAAGAAUAUUCGAGCUAAUUGCUAUGGGAAGUACGUUGCUUUACGUGGGACUGUUGUGCGUGUUAGUAACAUUAAACCUAUCUGCACCAAGAUGGCUUUUAUAUGCAGCACCUGUGGAAAUACUCAGAGUUUUCCUCUCCCUGAUGGAAAGUACACUCUUCCAACAAAGUGUUCUUUGCCUGAAUGUCAUGGACGAUCCUUCACUGCAGAUAGAAGUUCUCCUUACACAGUUACAGUGGACUGGCAGUCGAUUAAAAUUCAAGAACUCAUGUCAGAUGAUCAGCGAGAAGCUGGGAGAAUUCCUCGGACAAUAGAAUGUGAAUUGGUUCAUGAUCUUGUAGAUAGUUGUGUUCCAGGUGAUGUGAUUACUGUUGCAGGAAUUGUCAAGGUAUCGAACACGGAAGAAGGAACGUCAAGAAAUAAAAAUGAUAAAUGUGUAUUCCUAUUAUACAUUGAAGCAAACUCUAUCAGUAAUACAAAAGGCCAGAAAAUCAAGAAUUAUGAACAUGGAUUAAACCAGCAAGGAUGCAUGGAGUUUUCACUUAAAGAUCUUUAUGCAGUCCAGGAAAUACAAGCUGAAGAGAGUCUGUUCAAGCUUAUUGUCAGCUCUCUUUGUCCUACUAUUUAUGGUCAUGAGAUGGUAAAAGCUGGCUUAGUGUUGGCAUUAUUUGGAGGAUGCCAAAAAUAUAUGGAUGAUAAAAAUAGGAUUCCUAUUCGAGGGGACCCACAUAUUCUCAUGGUUGGAGAUCCAGGACUGGGCAAAAGUCAGAUGUUGCAAGCUGUGUGCAAUAUUGCACCUCGUGGAGUAUAUGUCUGUGGCAAUGCCACUACCACAUCUGGUCUGACUGUAACUCUGUGUCGAGACAGUUCCUCUGGAGAUUUUGCACUGGAAGCUGGUGCUCUUAUACUUGCAGAUCAAGGUAUAUGUGGAAUUGAUGAGUUUGAUAAAAUGGGGAGCCAGCACCAAGCUUUGCUGGAAGCUAUGGAACAGCAAAGUAUUAGUCUUGCUAAGGCUGGCAUUGUUUGCAGCUUGCCAGCUAGGACAUCAAUUAUAGCUGCAGCAAAUCCAGUUGGGGGUCACUAUAACAAGGCCAAAACUGUAUCUGAGAAUUUAAAGAUGGGAAGUGCUUUGUUAUCCCGAUUUGACUUAGUAUUCAUACUGUUGGACGUUCCAAAUGAAGAUCAUGAUCAUUUGCUUUCUGAACAUGUGAUGGCAAUGAGAAAUGGAAAACAGACUGGAUGCAGCAGUGCUAUUGUGACUCGUGAGCAUUCUCAGAAUUCAAAUAUAUCAGUCCUUGAAGUUUUUUCAGACAAACCAUUAGCGGAGAGAUUAAAGCUCAUUCCAGGAGAAAACUGUGACCCAAUUCCACAUCAGUUGUUAAAGAAAUAUGUUGGCUAUGCAAGGCAAUAUGUACAUCCCAAACUAACUCCAGAAGCUGCUCAGAUACUCCAGAAAUUCUAUCUUGAGCUCAGACAACAAAGUCAAAGAGCAGAUACUACGCCCAUCACAACACGACAGCUAGAAUCAUUGAUCCGCCUUACUGAGGCACGAUCGAGAUUAGAGUUAAGAGAAAAGGCCACCAAAGAAGAUGCCGAGGAUGUUGUUGAAAUAAUGAAAUACAGUAUGUUAGGAACGUACUCUGAUGAAUUUGGGAAAUUGGAUUUUGAGCGUUCUCAACAUGGUUCUGGAAUGAGCAAUAGGUCACAAGCAAAGAAAUUUAUUUCUGCCCUCCAUCGUGUUGCAGAAAGAACUUAUAACAACAUUUUUGAGCUUCAUCAACUCCGGCAGGUUGCUAAUGAAUUAAAUAUGAAAAUACUUGACUUUGAAAACUUCAUUGCAUCUUUAAAUGAUCAGGGUUAUUUCUUGAAGAAAGGUCCAAGAUUAUAUCAGCUUCAAACAAUGUGAAGUAGUUCAAUACCUAAAGAGAAGCCAUACUGUUCACUAAGAAGAAGAA
This is a messenger RNA of Protobothrops mucrosquamatus (brown spotted pit viper), 2539 nucleotides long. It is a transcript of the gene MCM8, whose product is annotated as minichromosome maintenance 8 homologous recombination repair factor. The record is from RefSeq and is a predicted model, not a curated record. The transcript has 18 exons. Gene Ontology annotation, biological process: double-strand break repair via homologous recombination. Bases 1 to 2490 code for a protein of 829 amino acids. Gene Ontology annotation, cellular component: nucleus; MCM complex. NCBI's taxonomy places the organism in Eukaryota, Metazoa, Chordata, Lepidosauria, Squamata, Viperidae. Gene Ontology annotation, molecular function: ATP binding; single-stranded DNA helicase activity; single-stranded DNA binding.